This is a messenger RNA of Physcomitrium patens, 3139 nucleotides long. RefSeq lists its product as uncharacterized. The record is from RefSeq and is a predicted model, not a curated record. Lineage: Eukaryota; Viridiplantae; Streptophyta; Bryopsida; Funariales; Funariaceae.
AGGAGUAGAGAUGGACGCAGAAGAGCCUGUUGCUGCUGCUGCUGCUACAAAACCAGUGCCCCUGCGGAGAGUGGAUCUGUCUGCAUGUCCGGACCCAGGAAGAAGUAGCACUGACUUCCUUGCCGAUGCUGAUGCCGAUUCUUCUUCUUCUUCUUCGUGAUGACUCCACUCUUCUCUUUUCUUAUCUGCUCUUGUUUUCUUCUCUUCCUGCGUCUCGAUCGAACCUGCAUCCCGGAAUGAAUGCGAUUGAGUUGAGCACGAGAGAGGGGACUGAUUUAUGACAGGGUAGUGGUGAUCACGUCUCGAUCGUUGCAGGCAGAGCUGGAGCUUGUGGGGGGAGGAGCAGCAGUACUGUGGUGGAGUGUGCUGUUGACGACGACUUGGGGUGAAGUGCGGAUUUAAACUGAGGGGUGGUUUUUGAUUGAGGGCCCGAUGGUGAGGGGUGGGUGAUUGAAGCAAGAGAGGAGGGGGUGGGGGGUAGCAAGCUUGGAUCCUAACGUCGGGGCCGUUGCAGCUGUCGAUGAUCUUGGAGCCGAGAACUCGACGUGUACUGGGAUGGAUUCUGAGUAAGCGUAGAAGCUUUUUGGCAGCCUGUGGUGGUGGCCCCGUGAGGGAGAGAGAGUGUGUGAGAGAGAGAGUGUGAGAGAGAGCGAGCGAGAGGGACAGGCAGACAGGAAUGGGUUUCAAUCACCCCCAGUCACCAAUGUGUGCGGACUGAUUCAUGGUCUCUACACACCGACAUUCACAGCAUCUAGCCCGCCCCCGCCCAUGCCGCGGAUUGUAUAUGUUUCCAGCCUACGGAUUAGAUUUCGUGAUCAUGUGUGAUCUCUCGAGCGCAUCCACGCCGUGUAGGUCUCGUCAGGCUUGUGGGGUCCGUGCAACUGGAAGCUGGCUACACUGUGAAGGCUGAGGCCCUGAACCGUGUUCUUCGAUCACAAGCUGGGUUCGGUUUCCUUUGGGUGUUAGCGGCUUCCUUGAAGUCAAUUGUGAAAGUGGUCCGCAUUUUUCUGUUAGAUAUCAGCUUAAUUGUUCCGGAGGUGGUUCCGUGAUUAACUGUGAAAUACAGUAGAGUCAUAGUCGCUCUUGGACCGACGCAGGUUCGGCUUGGCUUGUUUGUUUUCACAGGGAAGAAUAACCUAGCUAGCGUUCGGUGGUCAUCCGUGGAGCUCCUCCGGGGAAGAGAAAUCUGCAAGUCAGGGUCGCGAGAAUCGAGUGUCGUACCAUGGAUUCCGAGGUUUGUGCUCGAGUUUCCGAGAGCACCCACAUUGUCGAUUUUGUGACCAACUAACGAUUCACCGCAUGGCACACUGGUGUUAGGCAUCAUGGAUUCGAGACAGGGAUUGUCGACCAUGAACCCCAUGCUGCUCCAACACGCCUUGCGCAGCUUGUGUACCGACCAGCGGUGGGUUUAUGCUGUCUUCUGGCGCAUCUUGCCCCGCAAUUACCCCCCUCCCCAAUGGGACACCCAAGCCGGCAUCAUGGACAGAUCCAAGACUAACAAACGCAACUGGAUCCUGGUUUGGGAGGAUGGGUUCUGCAACUUCCCGGCGUGCAGCACUGCGGGGACAGCCAAUGAGGGAUUACGAGGCAGCUCCUCCUCCUUCCUGUCAACGCGACAAUUACCUCGCGGCAACGACGCCGACAGGCCGGACACCAUGAAUCCGGAGCUCUUCUUCAAAAUGUCGCACGAAGUCUACAACUACGGAGAAGGCUUGAUGGGGAAGGUAGCCGUAGACAAUAGCCACAAAUGGGUGUACCGAGAGCCCCUUGAGAACGAGAUGUGCUUCCUUUCUCCUUGGCAAGGCUCCCUGGAUCCUCAUCCGCGUACCUGGGACGCACAAUUCAAGUCAGGAAUUCAGACAAUUGCAGUGGUGGCAGUGCAGGAGGGCGUGCUUCAACUAGGUUCUACCCAAAAGAUCGUGGAAGAUCUGAUCUUCGUCUUGUACAUGCAACGGAAGUUCAACCCAUUGCACACCGUCCCCAGCCUGUUUGUGCCCUCGCAGCCUGCAUCCACGGCAGCAGGAGAGGGCAAGAGACGGACCAACGAGUUAUCGUCAGCAAUAUGCUCUAACGGUGGAUACCACCACGGCCAGUGGAGCAUGCCAGAGUAUGAGAGAGCACUCCCAAUGCCAAAAGGCCAUGUGAACGGAGCGCAGUUUCUGACUCCUCGAGAGCCAUGGCGCAACAGCGCCGCCGGCACGAAGCGACCUUCAGAGGCGGAGCCGUGUGCAUACACGAGCGGCAGCUUCGAUCCGAGUCGGCCGGAAUGCCCAUCUCUCCCAAAAGCUCUAAACACGGGACACGCGAGCCCUCAAGGUUCCACACCCCAAUCCAUACCACCAGCGUUCCGCCCUUCCAUGUCGAGCCUUCAAGCAUUGCUGUCUAAGCUUCCGAGCGUGAUGUGUCUAGAAGCGGUGGCCUCCACAGGAUUGCACCCGGGCAAUGGCUUUGCGGUGGCGAAUUUUACCACCAAUCGAUCCCCAUUUCCACUUCCAGGUCCGGUGGCAUCAUCAUCCAAUGGUCAUGAUCUGCCUGCUAGUGUGGCAAGGUCUCAGAACGCGUCGCAGUUCUUAGAAUCGUUCGAUCACCUCGGGGAGUUCGGGAUCCAGGAAGCGCUGGAGAACAGCGACUCCAGCUACAACUCAUUCCUCAAUGAGAUUUGCAGCUGAUGAAACUUGAGGCAGCCAGCACUGUACAAUCUGCCUAGGGUAAAAUAAUCUCCCAGCGACGCACUUUCAUUCAACUUGGCCGCGCUUUGGUGAUGCGCACACACUCUCGACGAGCUAUCUGAGUUUAAGAUGUACAAAAAUAACACUGCUAGCCAGCUCUUAGCAUGGUAGCCAGGAUCAACAUAACUGUAACGAUGUUGAAGUUAGUUCUCCCCACCACCCCCUCCAACAGAACUAGCAACUGUAAGAUGGUGCUCAUAUCGUAGCCUGGACGUAGAAUUGGGAUUCGUUGUACAGCUUUAGAUUGAAUAUGACCGCGUUGAGUUUAUAACCAGUGAAUGAAUAACUAGGACCAGCUGUGAUUUUGUUAGCGUGUUGCGUGCCUGUCAAAAAAAGCCUGGGCUUCAAAUUGAGUAUAAUAUGGUCUUUCUGAGCCGAAGGUGUUGAGUAAAGAGCCUGUUUUAGUUAAA